Molecule: messenger RNA, 1509 nt
Organism: Lodderomyces jiufengensis
Lineage: Eukaryota; Fungi; Ascomycota; Pichiomycetes; Serinales; Debaryomycetaceae
Gene: UGP1
Product: UTP glucose-1-phosphate uridylyltransferase
Exons: 2
Coding region: 1-1509 (502 amino acids)
Biological process (GO): UDP-alpha-D-glucose metabolic process; glycogen metabolic process; intein-mediated protein splicing
Cellular component (GO): cytoplasm
Molecular function (GO): UTP:glucose-1-phosphate uridylyltransferase activity
Source: RefSeq, a predicted model, not a curated record
AUGUCUGGUUCAUCUAAAAGACAUACUAAGAGUCAAUCAGCUUAUGCUUUUGAUAAUACAGCAACAACUGUUGCAGCUUCUCAAAUGAGAAAUGCAUUAAAUAAUUUAGCAGAUACGGUUGAAGAUCAAGAAGAGAAAAGAAGAUUUGAAAAUGAAAUGGAUAAUUUUUUUUCAUUAUUUAGAAGAUAUUUAACUGAAAAAGCUUCUGGUACAACUUUAGAAUGGGAUAAAAUUAGAUCACCAAAUGCUGAUGAAGUUGUUGCUUAUAAUAAAUUAGAAGAUGGUGAAGCACAAGCUGGGGAAAACUUAUCAAAAUUAGCUGUAUUAAAAUUAAACGGUGGUUUAGGUACCUCUAUGGGUUGUGUUGGACCAAAAUCUGUUAUUGAAGUAAGAGAUGGUAAUACAUUUUUAGAUUUAUCAGUAAGACAAAUUGAACAUUUGAAUAGAAAAUAUGAUGCUGAUGUUCCAUUAUUAUUAAUGAAUUCUUUUAAUACUGAUGCUGAUACUGCUAAAAUUAUUAAAAAAUAUCAAGGUCAUAGAAUAAGAGUUAAAACUUUUAAUCAAUCAAGAUUUCCAAGAAUUUAUAAAGAUUCUUUGUUACCAGUACCUGAUUCAUCUACUGAUUCAUUAGAUAGUUGGUAUCCACCAGGUCAUGGUGAUUUAUUUGAAGCAUUGGUACAAUCUGGUGAAUUAGAUGCUUUAUUAGAACAAGGUAGAGAAAUUUUAUUUGUUUCGAAUGGUGACAAUUUAGGUGCAACUGUUGAUAAUAAAAUUUUGUCACAUAUGAUUGAAACAGGAGCUGAAUAUAUUAUGGAAUUAACUGAUAAAACAAGAGCAGAUGUUAAAGGUGGUACAUUAAUUAAUUAUCAAGGAGAAGUUAGAUUAUUAGAAAUUGCUCAAGUACCAAAAGAACAUGUUGAGGAAUUUAAAUCAAUUAAAAAAUUCAAAUAUUUUAAUACUAAUAAUUUAUGGAUUAAUUUGAGAGCCAUCAAGAAUUUAGUUGAAACAAAUUCAAUUGAAGCUGAAAUUAUUCCAAAUCAAAAAACAAUAUCAAAAGGUCAUUCAGAAAUUAAUGUUUUACAAUUAGAAACUGCUGUAGGUGCAGCUAUAAGACAUUUCAAAGGAGCUCAUGGAGUUGUUGUACCAAGAUCAAGAUUUUUACCAGUUAAAACAUGUUCAGAUCUUUUAUUAGUUAAAUCAGAUUUAUUUUAUUUGGAGCAUGGUGCAUUAAAAUUAGAUCCAACAAGAGAUGGAUUUUCAAAUCCUUUAAUUAAAUUAGGUUCACAUUUCAAAAAAGUUUCAGGAUUUCAAUCAAGAAUUCCUCAUAUGCCAAAAAUUUUGGAAUUAGAUCAUUUAACUAUAACUGGUAAUGUAAGUAUUGGAAAGGGAGUUCAAUUAAAAGGUACAGUUAUAAUUGUUUGUAAUGAUGGUGAUAAAAUUGAUAUACCAAAUGGUUCAAUAUUAGAAAAUGUAGUUGUUACAGGUAAUUUAACUUUAUUAGAACACUAA